This is a messenger RNA of Carya illinoinensis, 2413 nucleotides long. Its product is annotated as cysteine-rich receptor-like protein kinase 10. The transcript has 7 exons. The record is from RefSeq and is a predicted model, not a curated record. The coding region runs from base 152 to 2116 and encodes 654 amino acids. Gene Ontology annotation, biological process: protein phosphorylation. Gene Ontology annotation, molecular function: protein kinase activity; ATP binding. NCBI's taxonomy places the organism in Eukaryota, Viridiplantae, Streptophyta, Magnoliopsida, Fagales, Juglandaceae.
GUGGAUCUCACUUGUGGACCAUGGUAUGAGUUUCAGUGAAACAGAAGGCAAAAUAGGAGAAAAUCAUUGGUAAAGUGAACCUGGCGAUGCCUGUAAAGUGCAAACUUUAAUUUGGGAGUAACAGUGUGAGAAAACCAUUGCCAAGAAAAAAAUGGCUUCUUGCAAGUUUUCCUUAUGCCUUGUGUGUCUAAUCUCCCUCAUAAUAACCUUGUUGAGCCUCACCAUUGAAGCAGCUCCUACUUACGCAUCUCACUACUGCCAAAAUACAACCUUUUUCACUCCCAGCAGCACCUACCAAGCCAACCUCGACUUCCUCCUCUCCGCUCUUUCUUCUAACUCCACCCUUCCCGAGGGAUUCUACAGAGUGAAUACCGGAAAGAACCCUCCCGACGUGAUCAUCGGCCGGUUUCUCUGCCGUGGUGAUCUGACCCCGGACCUCUGUCAAAACUGCAUCUCUACUGCAAUUGAAGAUGUACGGAAACGCUGUCCGUUUGACAAAGUGGCCCUUAUCUGGUACGAUGAGUGCACGCUACAGUACUCCAACGAUUCCCUCCUGAACGACAUGGUACCAUUUGUUAAUAUUGCCAGUAGCAACAAGAGCGUCGUAGAGCAGGACCGCUUCAACAGUUUGUUGUCCAGCACAAUGAAGUCGUUGGCGGCACGAGCGGCCAAUUCUCAGUCGGACAAGAAGUUUGCGACGGAGGAAGUUAAAUUUACGAGCUCACAGACUCUGUACGCCCUGGCGCAGUGCGCGCCCGAGCUGUCUGUCGAAUCGUGCAAGACAUGCUUGGAAAGCGCCAUCGGCUCUAUUCCUCAGUGCUGCGCUGGAGUACAGGGCGGAAAGGUUCUGCUUCCGAGCUCUAAUAUCAGAUAUGAGUUGUACCCAUUUUACAAUCAUACUGCUGGACUUCCUGUUCCAGGAAAGAGAAAGUCAACGUCAUCUUCAACUAUCAUCGCCGUUACUGUCCCACUUGCUGGCUCUAUGAUACUUUUCUUAGUAGGCUUGUACUUCCUGCGUAGAAGAACAAGGGAGAAAUACAAUAAUUUACCGGGAGAAAAAGUUGCCAUGGAAAUUUUAUCUGCAGAGUCCUUGCAAUUUGACUUGGCUACAAUUGAAGCUGCCACAAACAAUUUCUCUGACGAUAACAAGAUUGGUAAAGGUGGUUUUGGUUCGGUUUACAAGGGUGUUCUUUACAACGGACAAGAAAUAGCAGUCAAGAGGCUAUCCAGAAGCUCCGGGCAGGGUGCAAUAGAAUUUAAGAACGAGGUUGUGUUAGUUGCCAAACUUCAACAUAGAAAUCUAGUGAGGCUCUUGGGAUUUUGCUUGGAAGGAGAAGAAAAGAUACUCAUUUACGAAUAUGUGCCCAACAGAAGCCUUGAUUACUUUUUAUUCGACUUUGAAAGGCAACGGCAAUUGGAUUGGUCAAGCCGUUACAAAAUUAUUGGAGGGAUUGCCAGAGGGCUUCUUUAUCUUCAUGAAGAUUCUCGGCUUAGAAUUAUACAUCGUGAUCUCAAAGCUAGCAAUGUUUUAUUAGAUGCAAAUAUGAAUGCAAAAAUCUCAGAUUUUGGCAUGGCAAGGAUAGUUGUAGUUGAUCAAACUCAAGCAAAUACAAAUAGAAUUGUUGGGACAUAUGGUUAUAUGUCUCCAGAGUACGCGAUGCAUGGAAGAUUCUCGGUGAAAUCUGAUGUGUUUAGCUUUGGGGUCCUACUUCUUGAGAUUAUAAGUGGAAAGAUGAACAACUGUUUCUUUCAAUCAGAACACAAUGAGGACCUCUUAGGCUACGUUUGGAAAAAAUGGAAGGAUGGAAGACCCUUGGAAUUUUUGGAUCCAACUCUUAGGGGUUCAUUCGCGAAAAAUGAAGUAAUUAGAUGCAUUCAUAUUGGAUUAUUGUGUGUUCAGGAAGAUCCAGCCAGCCGACCUACAAUGGCAGCAAUAGUUCUCAUGCUCGACAGUCACUCUGUUACCCUCCAAUUACCUCAGCAGCCAGCAUUUCUGCUCCGGAGUAGGGCAAGGAAGAACAUGCCGUCAGAUGUGGUGGAGCCUGAUAGUUCUACAAACCAGUCAGUGCCAUGGUCUAUUGAUGAAGCAUCAAUCACUCAACUGCACCCUCGUUAGUGCUAGGAAGCAAGGCGCUGUCAAUACUAAUUUACUUGUUAGUUCUCUCCAAAUAAUGAAACUAGCACUCAUGUUUGCCGGUUUUUGUUUGAGGAAUGUAAAGUUGGAGAGAUGCACAAACAUGGAUUUUGUGGUCAUAACAUUUUGCGACUACCGCUCAUUGGGCUAUGUUAUAUUAGAAUACAAAUGGGAGUUUGGAGAUAGGUGUGAAUGAGGAAGUAGACUCUUGAAAGAGAGACAAUACCAGGAUUUGGGAAUAACUAUUUCUUUUACUCAUAUAUAAAAAGUGGUUUUACA